Rangifer tarandus platyrhynchus (Svalbard reindeer) is the source of this 384-nucleotide messenger RNA. The record is from the annotation of a GenBank genome assembly. NCBI's taxonomy places the organism in Eukaryota, Metazoa, Chordata, Mammalia, Artiodactyla, Cervidae.
AUGAGCCCCCGCAUGGCCGCCAGGCGCGCGCGGGCACCAGCUUCUCGGGGCUCAGGGUGCCCUCAGCCACUGCGCCGCGUCCUGCCUCAGGCUGCGUGCAGGCCGCAGGUGGGAGCUGAGGGAGCCGCGGUUCCCGCCCUCGGGACUCCGAGAGCCGCGGUGGCAGGCCGCUCAGCCCUCGCCACUUCAGUCUCUCCAUCGCUGUCGUUUCCUGAGCCCCAGGUGGACACGAGCCCUGGCGGUCACUCUGAGCCGGUCUGCAGGUUGGAAACGGCGGUGACCUGCCCCUCUGCUGGGUUAGGAGCGGGGCCCAGGGUGGACGUCACCCCCGGGGACCCGGCCUGCACCCACGUCUCCCCUUCUUUGGAGCGGGGCUGGGGCUGA